CCACCCCCAGCCUACGAAGACGCAACAGCAACCCCAGCAGCAGCCGCCGCCGCCGCCCCCAUAACAAGCAAACGCACGCUGCCACCCCCGCCACCACUGACCCUGCCCGUGCUAAACGACCUCCGCAACAAACGAGUGAUCCUAGCAUCCGCAUCGCCGCGGCGCCGCCAAAUCAUCUCGCACCUCAACCUGCCGCAGCUCGAAAUCAUCGCGUCCAACGCCGCGGAGGACCUGCCGAAAACCCUGGCGCCCAUCGAAUACGUGCUGGCCACGGCCACGAAGAAGGCGCAGGCCGUGUACGAGCAGGAGAUCAUGAACGCGGCCAGGGGGGAGCCGGCGCUGAUUCUCGCGGCGGACACCAUCGUCGUGGACACGCGGCCGGCGGCGGCCUCGGGGCUUGCGAUUCUCGAGAAGCCGCGCUCGGAAGCCCACCAUAUCGCCAUGUUGAAGGCCCUCCGCGACGCCCGCGAGCAUAAAGUCUACACGGCUGUCGUGGCCAUGGCGCCGCUCAGCAGUGCGCGGCAGCCGGGGUAUGCGUUGGAGACCACGAUCGAGGAGACGAAUGUGAGGUUUGAUGCCGGGGUCACGGAUGAUUUGAUCUUGGCGUAUGUGAGGACGCGCGAGGGUGCCGAUAAGGCCGGUGGCUAUGGGUUGCAGGGGUUGGGGUCGAUUCUGGUGGAGGGCAUCGACGGGAGUUAUGAUAAUGUGAUUGGGUUGCCGUUGAAGGCGACGUUGCAGUUGAUUGAGCGGGUGAUGGAGAAGGCGGAUGACGAGAAU
Molecule: messenger RNA, 777 nt
Organism: Aspergillus ochraceoroseus IBT 24754
Lineage: Eukaryota; Fungi; Ascomycota; Eurotiomycetes; Eurotiales; Aspergillaceae
Product: nucleotide diphosphatase
Exons: 1
Molecular function (GO): nucleoside triphosphate diphosphatase activity
Source: RefSeq, a predicted model, not a curated record